AUGACUGAAUCUAUAGCUGUGCUGGCGAGCUCCUCACAGCCAUUGCCAGAAUCUGUUGAAGACGUGGCCUCCGGCCCAAAGGUUGCCUUCCCUCCUGGACCUCUGGAGGAAAGUCUUGGUCAUGGCCGACGAGGGUCUUCGGGAUCUGCCACCUCCGCAACCUCCGGCCCUUCGUCAAGAAGUAGUCAAGAUGACACCACUCCUCCAACAUCAGCGUCGGGUUCGGAGGAAGAGCUCGACGAUGAGUGCGAGGUCGACGUUGAUGAAAUCGAGGCGCCAGGCCCACACGACACAACCGGCGUUGCCCCAGAGCGGUGCGAUGAAGAGACAUUUGGAGAGAUGAUGGUGUGGGAGGUGGACGACCUCAUCCAUGGCUUUCCAAUACCCGCCUCACAUGAUAUGGCUCCCUCUCCGAACCCAACCACACCACCCACUCUGGUUCGGAAGGUCGUUGCCAGCCUCGUCUUGCAAGGGUGCCGCAGCCUUCCCACAGUGGCCACCGUGGCCGGCAUCCAGGCAUUGCAGUCCGGAGCAGUAUUGUGCGGCUCCCUCCAGACGACUCUAUUGAACCCACUUGCCAACGUGCUUGCACACUUGGCCGCGAGCAGAGCAUCGCUACACGCGUGA
Messenger RNA from Exophiala spinifera, 627 nucleotides. RefSeq lists its product as uncharacterized. Lineage: Eukaryota; Fungi; Ascomycota; Eurotiomycetes; Chaetothyriales; Herpotrichiellaceae. The transcript has a single exon. The record is from RefSeq and is a predicted model, not a curated record. Bases 1 to 627 code for a protein of 208 amino acids.